AUGGACGGCUACGAGGCCCUGGAAUCCAUCGGUUCCGGAUCCUUUGGCUUGAUUCGCAAAGUCAGGAGAAAAGCCGACGGCAAGAUCUUGGCGAGAAAGGAGAUCGACUAUCGUAAAAUGAGCACAAAGGAGAAGGAACAACUUGUAGCGGAAGUCAACAUCUUGAAGGACCUCAAGCACCCAAAUAUUGUCGAGUUUCUAGAACGCGUCAUCGACCGGGAGCACAGCUUCAUCUACAUUCUCAUGGAAUACUGCGAAGGUGGGGACCUUGCAGCAGUGAUCAAGCGGCAUAAGGAAAGAUCGAUUCCUAUACCGGAAGAGUUCGUUUGGGGCAUCAUGACGCAAUUGGUUUUGGCAUUGCACGAGUGUCACUGUGGCAUAGCAAAGAACGGGGAUUCCAACGAGUUGACACCGCGACCCAUUCUUCAUCGGGACUUGAAGCCUGACAAUGUAUUCUUGGACGCUAAGAAGAACGUCAAAUUGGGAGACUUUGGACUAUCUCGAUCGCUUACGAAUCCGCAAAUGGCCUUUGCGCAAACAUAUGUUGGGACACCCUUCUACAUGUCUCCUGAGCUCAUCAGCGAGUCCGUAUAUGAUGUGAAGUCGGAUAUUUGGUCUUUGGGCUGCGUCGUAUUCGAGAUGUGUGCACUAGAGCCGCCUUUCCUCGCCGAUACGCAGGCCGCGCUUUCUUUAAAGAUUAAGAUGGGUAGGAUCCAGAUGUUGCCAGCUCAAUAUUCUCAGGAGUUGAAUAUGGUUGUUAGAGCCAUGUUACAAGUCAAUCCAAAGAGGCGGCCGACCACAACGGAUUUACUCGCAAAUCCGAGGAUCAAAAACAUCAGCGUUCAGCUCGAACUAAAGCGAAAGUACGUUAAACAAUGGACGACAUGGACCAAGUCGCUCAGGGACUAUCAGGAAUGGAUUAAAUUCUUAUUGUCUACCUUCUCUUGA
This is a messenger RNA of Gamsiella multidivaricata, 948 nucleotides long. Its product is annotated as kinase-like domain-containing protein. Bases 1 to 948 code for a protein of 315 amino acids. Gene Ontology annotation, molecular function: protein kinase activity; ATP binding. The transcript has 8 exons. The record is from RefSeq and is a predicted model, not a curated record. NCBI's taxonomy places the organism in Eukaryota, Fungi, Mortierellomycota, Mortierellomycetes, Mortierellales, Mortierellaceae. Gene Ontology annotation, biological process: protein phosphorylation.